AUGGCUCACGAUUUUAAGAAUCAAAAACUAAAUAAGUCUCCGUUCUUUUCACUUCAGUGUGACGAAACAACGGACAUUUCGCAGAAUUCUCAAUUACUGUUUUAUUGUAAAUUUAUUGAUGAUAAAAAAUUCAAGGAAGGAAUAUUAUUCUCUCAAACUCUUAAAACAACAACAAAGGCGGUUGAUGUAUUUUCUGUUCUUUCUGAUUUUUUAAUAUCUAAUAGUCUUCCUUGGGAGAAAGUAAUUGAUAUAUGCACUGACGGAGCACAAGCUAUGACUGGCUGUAAAAAUGGUUUUAUUCAACUAGUCAAGGAAAAAAACCCUAACAUAAUUAGUUCACACUGCAUCAUUCAUAGACAGGCUUUAGCUUGCAAGACUUUACCUGAAUCACUAAACUCAGUUUUGAAUUUGGCAAUAAAAAUUUUUAACUGUGUAAAAUCUAAUGCUUUAAAUACUAGAAUUUUUAAUGUUUUGUGUAAUGAGUUGCAAAGUGACCAUCAAACUCUUAUUUAUCACACAGAAGUUAGUUGGCUGUCUAAAGGUAAUAUGCUUGAUAGAAUAUACCAGAGUUGA
This is a messenger RNA of Acyrthosiphon pisum (pea aphid), 573 nucleotides long. RefSeq names its product zinc finger BED domain-containing protein 5-like. The coding region runs from base 1 to 573 and encodes 190 amino acids. The record is from RefSeq and is a predicted model, not a curated record. The transcript has a single exon. NCBI's taxonomy places the organism in Eukaryota, Metazoa, Arthropoda, Insecta, Hemiptera, Aphididae.